CGAGAAGACGCAAAAUAGUAAUAAUAAACUGGUAUUGAUAUGAGAUUUUACAAAACUUAUGUAAUGAGGCGCUGACAGUCGUCGCAGAGUUUUUCGAACAGCUGAUUUAUCUAAAAAUGGAUAAAUAUAAGCCUUGGCAGUAUGAUGGUUAUUUGCGGCUGUUAGCUGGUCCAGGGUACUAUGAUAAACCAGAAGGAACAGACCCCUUGGGAAAAUUGUGGGGUAUCAACAAAUAUGCGAUCGCGUCAGGAAUAUUUUUUGGAUUGGGCGAUUCUCUGAUUUACACUCAGACUAAGAAUGUUCUUGAAACAGCAAAUUGCUUCGGGUAUUACAUAGUACCGUUCGUGGGCUUAGCUUCAGCGUUUGCCUGCGGAACUUACAUUUCAACUGAUCUGAGGAAAAAAGAUGACAAGUUUAAUUAUGUUGCUGGAGUGGUGUCGUGUAUGCCGGUCCUUUACGCCUGGAAGAAGACGGCAUCUUUCACUUUCUGGGGUGCUGCAAUGCUGCUCUUCGCAGCUCUUGUGAAAAAAGAUUCCAAAAUGAACGACUGGACAAUGUUGAACUACACAUCCCACUACAAGUACGGAAACUUCAAGUACGAUAUGUCGCUUGUUUCCAAAGAGUGGCCAAGAAGACCAAUCUAAAUUAUUUGUAUUAUCACUACAUUAAAAAUAAUUAAUUUAAUAAAGUUAAACCUAGAUGUAUAUUCAAGUCUAAGUUUAUUGAUGAAUAGUUACGUAAAUUUGUUUUAGAAUUUCAUCAAUGUAUUUAUAUGAUGGUCAUGAGGGUAAUAAAUGAUCUUAAAUUAUA
This is a messenger RNA of Cotesia glomerata, 810 nucleotides long. RefSeq lists its product as uncharacterized. The coding region runs from base 117 to 644 and encodes 175 amino acids. The record is from RefSeq and is a predicted model, not a curated record. Gene Ontology annotation, biological process: mitochondrial respiratory chain complex I assembly. The transcript is spliced from 3 exons. NCBI's taxonomy places the organism in Eukaryota, Metazoa, Arthropoda, Insecta, Hymenoptera, Braconidae.